GCCCCACGAUUGGUAAGUGGCAGAACUAAAUUUGUGUUGCUGAAAUUUACAUGCAAGUCGAUCUUUUUAUUGGGUGUGUUCUGUGGUGGUAUACCAAUGUUUUUUCGCUCUCUGUCAGCCGUUCGGGCCCACUUGAACAAGCUCCCAUAUCCAUAUAUGUAAUAAAAAGUAUUACAAUCAUCCCCAUACCUCGCUCUCUCUAUCUUCAAUAUUUUCUCUAUGUGCUCAUUACGUACAUUUAUAGCACGAUGUUACGUAUUUACAGCAUCUAAUUGUUUAGUUGUAAGAACUGUUUGCCAGUUUGCUGCCCUGCUUAUCAAAGCAUCGAUAAACUAUACUAGUUAUGAAUCUAUUUGUCGAAGUUUGUUUAUAGUUACCAUUAAAGAUAAUGUGUUAAAUAUAAAAUUCUACAAUAUAUUUAACAAGUAAUGAUUAUCAACGAAAAAAAUUAAAAUGUCUAAAAUCGAAACAAUACCAAUUUUAACUGCGAACUCAGCACGAGAUAUCUUGAAUAAAAUCUUAGAAGCACUCCAGUCUGCGGAUAGUUUACAAAAAUUAGAAGAAGCGCGAGAUAAUGUUGGUAACGAAAUGUUAAAAAUGAUGCAAUUUUUAUUUCCAAUUGUGAUGCAAAUACAAAUGGAGAUAAUAAAAGAUUUUGGAUAUCCUGAAGGAAGAGAAGGGAUAAUUAAAUUCUCACAAAUGUUACGAAAUUUGGAACGAGAGGAUACCGAAAUUGCCAGACUAAAUGGUCUUGUUAAGUCUUAUUAUUUACCCCCAGUAACUGUUCACACUACAAAUGAGUCACCAGCUGAAGAAAAAGUUAAUAGUAGUUAGCUGUAAUAAGUAUUGUAAGUAAAAUAAAUUAGCACAGUGUUGUUUAGAAUAUGUUUUGGUUUAUCUUCAAUGUAUUUAAACACAAACACAUAAUAAAAUAAAUCUUUUUGUAAAUGGAUGUUUUACUUAGGAUCUACAUUAUUACUCAAUUUACCUACUU
Molecule: messenger RNA, 994 nt
Organism: Diorhabda sublineata
Lineage: Eukaryota; Metazoa; Arthropoda; Insecta; Coleoptera; Chrysomelidae
Product: protein C10
Exons: 1
Coding region: 454-834 (126 amino acids)
Biological process (GO): post-embryonic development
Source: RefSeq, a predicted model, not a curated record